AUGGCUCGAGACGUAUCCAUGGAGAAGGAGUCAAUGACAAGUGAGGCUCUUAAUGCACCUGUUACUGCUCAACGAAGGGUUAGGGAUGACUUGGAAGAUUACAUUCCAAAGCCUUACAUGUCUAGAGCAUUGGUUGCUCCUGAUACAAGUCAUCCGCAUGGAACCCGUGGGCACAGACACAACAACUUGACAGUUCUGCAACAACAUUGUGCUUUCUUCGAUCAAGAUGGUGACGGCAUCAUUUACCCCUGGGAAACUUACAUGGGGAUGCGAGCACUUGGGUUUAAUAUUGUUGCAUCUGUCAUUAUGGCAAUUGGUAUCGCCUUGGCAAUGAGCUAUCCAACUCAACCUAAUUGGUUUCCUUCUCUGUUGUUUCCUAUUUACAUUCACAACGUACACAGAAUCAAGCAUGGGAGCGACUCCGGAACUUAUGAUACCGAAGGCCGAUAUGUAGCAGCAAAUCUGGAGAACAUAUUCAGUAAGUACGCUAAAACAAAACCAGAGCAUCUGACACUUGGAGAGAUCUGGGAAAUGACUGAGGGAAAUCGCGAUGCUUUCGACCCUUACGGCUGGUGGAGUGGGGGGAUUCUAUACAUUCUGGCAAGAGAUGGAGAGGGUUUCCUCUCAAAAGAAGCUGUGAGACGCUGCUACGACGGCAGUUUGUUUGAAUACUGUGCUAAAGUUCAGGCUGGCGUUCACUCCAAAACGACUUGA
Molecule: messenger RNA, 714 nt
Organism: Prosopis cineraria
Lineage: Eukaryota; Viridiplantae; Streptophyta; Magnoliopsida; Fabales; Fabaceae
Product: peroxygenase-like
Exons: 6
Coding region: 1-714 (237 amino acids)
Molecular function (GO): monooxygenase activity; calcium ion binding
Source: RefSeq, a predicted model, not a curated record